GGGAACACGUCCUCUCCUUCGCCGCGUGCACUGGGAAUGCAGAGAUCAUCCGCAUGGUCAUCGAGAGCGGGGCUGACAUCAGGGCCGUCGACUCCAUGGGCAACACGGCCCUGCACGUCCUCGCUCUGCAGCCCAACAGGACCAUCGCCUGCCAGGUGUACGACCUCAUCGAGAGCUUGGAGGAGCCGGACGCCUCUCUGAGGGCCAGCCUCCUCCCCAACCUCGAGGGCCUCACGCCCAUCAAGCUGGCCGCUGUCGAGGGCAACAUUGUGAUGUUCCAGCACCUGAUGAACAAGCGGAGGCUGACGCAGUGGACCUUCGGUCCGGUCUCCAACUGCCUCUACGAUCUGUCCGGGAUCGACUCCUGGGGAGAGGACUACUCCGUCCUGGAGCUGGUGGUGGCCAGCAAGAGGACAGAGGCUCUCUCCAUCCUGGAACUGCCUCCCCUCAAGCAGCUGAUCUCCCUCAAGUGGAACCGCUACGGCAAGUUCUACUUCUGGCUGCUGACCCUGCUGUACCUGGCCUACAUCAUCACCUUCACCCUCUGUUGUACCUACCGUCCCCUGAAACCGCGCACCAGCAACGUCACCGACCCCCGGGACACCACCGUCUUCGUGCAGAGAACGCUCCAGGAAGCGUACAGUGCAGAGGGUGACCACAUCCGGCUGGUGGGAGAGGUGGUCAGUGUCAUGGGGGCGAUCGUAACGCUAUUGCUAGAGAUCCCGGACAUUCUCCGUUUCGGUGCCCGGCGAUAUUUUGGGAGAACUGCCCUCGGGGGACCCUUCCACGUUAUUAUAAUCAGCUACGCCUGCCUGGUGCUGCUGAUCCUGGCCCUGCGGCUGACAGACACACAGGGGGAGGUGUUGGCCAUGUCGCUGGCCCUGGUUCUGGGCUGGUGUAACGUCAUGUUCUUCGCCCGUGGAUUCCCCAUGCUCGGACCGUUCACCAUCAUGAUACAGAAGAUGAUCUUCGGGGAUCUGCUCCGGUUCUGCUGGCUGAUGUUCCUGGUCCUGCUCGGAUUCACGGCAGCUUUCCACAUCACGUUCCAGACCCUGGAGCCGGACCUGUGGCCUCACUUCCGAGAUUUCAGCACCUGCCUCUUCACCAUGUUCCAGCUGUUCCUGGGGCUGCUCGACAUCCCCAUCAACUACGAGAAGUGGACGCCGGCCAUCAUCAAGGUCCUCUACGUCUCCUACAUGGUGUUCGCCUUCCUGCUGAUGGUCAACCUGCUCAUCGCCAUGAUGGGCGACACGCACUGGCGUGUGGCGCACGAGCGAGACCAGCUGUGGAGGGCCCAGGUCGUGGCCACGACCAUCCUCCUCGAGAGGCACUUGCCAAGGUUCCUGUGGCCGAGGGUGGGCAUCGAUGGGGAGAGCGUGGGUCUGGGCAACAGCUGGUACCUCAGAGUGGAAGAUCGUAUCGACGUGGGGGGCCAGAAGGUUCGACGUUAUGCCCAGCACUUCCGGCCUGCGGAGCAGGCAUCCCGCGAGAAGGGGCAAAGGUCGCCAGCGGGGCAGGGCUGGGAGAUCGUCCGUCGAACGGCUCUGCAGGGCGAGGGGCCCGACCGGGUCUAUCACGUGUGAACAGGGG
Messenger RNA from Hypanus sabinus (Atlantic stingray), 1590 nucleotides. Its product is annotated as transient receptor potential cation channel subfamily V member 6-like. The annotation marks the transcript as partial. Gene Ontology annotation, molecular function: protein binding; calcium channel activity. Gene Ontology annotation, biological process: calcium ion import across plasma membrane. Gene Ontology annotation, cellular component: membrane. Lineage: Eukaryota; Metazoa; Chordata; Chondrichthyes; Myliobatiformes; Dasyatidae. The record is from RefSeq and is a predicted model, not a curated record. The transcript is spliced from 11 exons.